UCCUCCGGCAAUUGGGCAUCUACCCCAGCUGGCAGUUCGUGGACGUCUAUGGCUCCGACCCUGAGCUGCUCGGCUUGGUGCCUCGGCCCGUCUGCGCCCUGAUGCUGCUCUUCCCGGUCACCGAGAAGAAAAAGAUUCUUCCCUGAAGAAGUUCUUGGACGAGUCGGUGCCCAUGAACCCCGAGCAAAGAGCCAAAUACCUAGAAACUUAUGAAGCCAUCCGUGUGACGCACGAAUCCAGCGCUCAUGAAGGUCAGACUGAGGCACCAAGUAUAGAUGACAAAAUAGAUCUUCAUUUCAUCGCUUUAGUGAAUGUGGACGGCAUUCUUUAUGAACUAGAUGGACGCAAGCCUUUCCCGAUAAACCACGGGCGGUCGAGUGUCGACACGUUUUUAGAGGACGCCGUAGAAGUAUGCAAGAAAUUCAUGGAACGCGAUCCGGAUGAAUUGAGGUUCAAUGCAAUUGCUUUGGCAGCUGCCUAAAUCUGUUUGUUGUGUAAGAGGAAUUGGCAUCUCAUGUACUGUAACAAAACUAUAUUUUAUCCGCAAAUCAGCAACGAUCAAAUUUUGAUAACAUUGAUGUGAAUUAAAUUUCAGAUUACCCUUUG
This is a messenger RNA of Notechis scutatus (mainland tiger snake), 606 nucleotides long. Lineage: Eukaryota; Metazoa; Chordata; Lepidosauria; Squamata; Elapidae. The record is from RefSeq and is a predicted model, not a curated record.